GUAUGGCUUUAGUGCAAAUACAGGAGACUCCUCACUGGAAGAAAGUCCUAAGCUAUAUUGGUCCUGGAUUUUUAGUCUCAGUCGCGUAUUUGGAUCCUGGAAACUUGGAGACAGAUUUACAAGCUGGUGCUGACUAUAAAUACGAGUUACUAUGGAUUGUGCUCGUUGGGCUCGGUUUUGCUCUCGUAAUUCAAUCUCGUUCUGCAAACCUUGGGGUGGCUACAGGCAAACAUCUGUCGCAACACUGCAGGACUGAAUACCAUACUCCAAUAAAUUACUGCCUUUGGAUAUUGGCCGAGAUUGCAGUUAUUGCUGCCGACAUCCCAAAAGUUAUAGGCACAGCCUUUGCUCUAAACAUUCUCUUCAACGUGCCCAUUUGGUCUGGAGUGUUGCUGGCGGGACUAAAUACUCUUCUCCUCCUCGGAUUGCAACGAUACGGCAUAAGAAAGUUGGAGAUUGCAAUUGGUAUACUGGUGCUGGUUGUGGGAGGCUGCUUCUGCUCUGUGAUGGUACAUGCAAACCCCAACGUGAAGGAGAUUGCAAGGGGAAUGUUCAUCCCCAAAUUAAGCAAUGCAAGUGCCACAAGAGAUUCCAUUGCUCUUCUGGGAGCUCUCAUCAUGCCGCACAACCUAUUUCUUCAUUCAGCUUUAGUGACAUCCAGAAAAAUUCAUCGUUCUGUCGAUGGUAUAAGGAGUGCAAACAGAUACUUUUUACUGGAAAGCGGAUUAGCUUUGCUCAUUGCAUUCCUUAUCAAUGUGGCAGUCAUAUCUGUGAGCGGAACCGUCUGCUCCAAUCCCAACAUCUCUUCAAACAACAAAUACCAUUGCACCAAUGUUACUCUCAACUCAGCUGCUUUACUACUGAAGAAUGCUCUUGGGAAUUGGAGUUCAAAAUUGUAUGCCAUAUCCUUACUUGCUUCUGGUCAGAGCUCAACUGUAACAGGGACCUAUGCUGGCCAAUACAUUAUGCAGGGUUUUCUGGAUUUAAAAAUGAAGCUUUGGUUGAGAAAUUUAGUGACCAGGUGUAUAGCCAUAGCUCCAAGCUUAAUAGCCUGCAUUAUUGGUGGACCCUCUGCUGCUGCAAGGCUAAUCAUCAUUGCUUCGGUAAAUUCUAAAUUUUGUUAUUCUAAACAAGAAAACAUGCCAAAAAACAGACCUAACUCUUUUUUAUUUUUUCCAUUUGAACUUCCAUUUGCAUUGGUUCCUCUACUGAAGUUUACAAGCAGUGAGGCCAAGAUGGGAGAGCACAAGAACUCUAUAAUGACAUUCUCAUCUAACCUAUACAAGGAGCUGCUUGCCAACUUGCAGUCGUUGGGAGGCAGUAGGAUUAUGGUUUCUCUGAUCUUAUGGUUCUUGGGAGCUUGCUCCAUUGGGAUCAACAUAUAUUUCUUAGGCUCGACUUUGCUGGGAUGGAUUACGAGUGAUCAUACGCCUAAGGCUACAGCUAUAAUCACUUGUGUAGCGAUUUCUCCGGUCAUCAUACUUUACAUUCUGAUGUUACUCUACUUGACAUUUAAGCCACAAAUUCCCAACACAGAUUCCCCGGAUUCUGGUAUGAGCCCAGAUGAAUCACUAGAAUCAGAAAUUACAAGGGAAAGGGAUAGCAACGGUAUACAGAGAGCAGUUGAGAUUGAAAUGUAA
Molecule: messenger RNA, 1640 nt
Organism: Olea europaea var. sylvestris
Lineage: Eukaryota; Viridiplantae; Streptophyta; Magnoliopsida; Lamiales; Oleaceae
Product: metal transporter Nramp1-like
Exons: 12
Coding region: 3-1640 (545 amino acids)
Biological process (GO): metal ion transport
Cellular component (GO): membrane
Molecular function (GO): manganese ion transmembrane transporter activity; cadmium ion transmembrane transporter activity
Source: RefSeq, a predicted model, not a curated record